Molecule: messenger RNA, 4618 nt
Organism: Ruditapes philippinarum (Manila clam)
Lineage: Eukaryota; Metazoa; Mollusca; Bivalvia; Venerida; Veneridae
Product: porphobilinogen deaminase-like
Exons: 12
Coding region: 263-1360 (365 amino acids)
Biological process (GO): heme biosynthetic process
Cellular component (GO): cytoplasm
Molecular function (GO): hydroxymethylbilane synthase activity
Source: RefSeq, a predicted model, not a curated record
GGCACACCGUGAAGAAAAUUUAUUUCUUAACAUUGUCAUAUAAAUACUCAUAUUUAUGUGACCUAUAGAUAGAAAUGUCAAUAGUUCAAAAUGCCUUACUCUCGUAAUAAAUGAUCUCCCUCAUUUGUAAACGAAAGUAGAUCAGUAACUUCCGGGUUCAAAACGUGGCUGAUCGAGGACUGUUGUUGUUAUCAUUAAACACUUUAAUGCGUUGACCGAACUCUACACUUGCUUGAUACGUGCUGUCUACCUGUUAAUAAAUAUGGAUAACACAACAAAGUUAUUUAAAGUUGGAUCAAGAAAGAGUCAGCUGGCACUGAUUCAGACCAAUACCAUCAUAGACAAACUGAAGGAAAUAAAUCCUGACCAUGACUUUGAAAUAAUUACCAUGACUACAACUGGUGACAAGAUUUUAGACUCCGCCCUAUCCAAGAUUGGCGCUAAAGAUCUGUUCACACGUGAGUUAGAGUUGGCCUUGGAGAAUGGUGAGGUUGAUUUUGUUGUCCACUCUCUAAAAGAUUUGCCAACAAGAAUAGCAGAAAACCUGGUGAUAGGAUGUGUGUAUAAGAGAGACAGUGAGUUUGAUGCUGUAGUUAUGCACCCUAAACAUAAAGGAAAGAAAUUAGCCGACCUUCCUGAUGCAAGUGUGAUUGGUACCAGUUCCUUGAGACGAGCAGCACAGCUACAGAGAAAAUUUCCAACUUUUAAAUUUGAAAGUAUCAGAGGUAACUUGAAUACCCGAUUCAAGAAACUGGACGAGGACACCAAGUAUGAUGCCAUCGUACUGGCGGAGGCUGGUCUACGUAGAAUGGGCUGGGAUGACAGGAUUGCACAGGUGUUAGAUCCAUCAGAGUGUAUGUAUGCAGUAAGUCAAGGUGCGAUGGCAGUCGAGUGCCGCACAGGUGACGAGAAAACACUGGCACUAUUGUCUUCUAUACAUGACCAAGAUACAGCAGUGAGCUGUAUAGCUGAACGAGCAUUCCUGAAACAACUGGAAGGAGGAUGUAGUGUACCAGUAUGUGUUCAUUCAACUCUCACUGACUCCCAGAUAACACUAAAAGGAGGUGUAUUCAGUAUAGAUGGUACCCAGUGCGUAAUUGAUUCUGUAACAAAAGAUAUAUCAGGGGAACCAGCCAAGAAAAAGUCUUCUACCAAUGGGGUCACCUUCUCCGCUAUUGUACAUGGUAGCAUAGACCUGUCACUAUGUGAGACAGCAGAGAAUGCUGGGAUUGACCUUGCCAACCGUCUCCUAGCAACAGAGGCAGCUACCAUUCUAAAGGAAGCUAAAGAGCAGACGGCAAAGGCUGUAAUUGAGGAAAAAGAAAGAAAGGAAAGAGAAGCAGCUCAAAAUCAGAAAUAGUCUGGACCUAUUUUAGUUCUUUUUAUUUUUAAUUUUAGUUAAAAAGGUGCUAAUCAAAAAUAUGAAGAGAAAAGAUAUUUGUUUUUAUUGUACCUGAAAUAAUGUAUGGAAAUGCACUUUGGGUUCUUUUUCCAUAAGUCAAGUCAGUAUGUUUUUUAAAAUUUAAGAAUGUUAUAUAGAUAUUUAUGGUUAUCUUAGUUUGAAAGUAUCUGUUUUGGGAUACUAAGUUUUGUUUUGUCAGGAUAUAUAAUUUGUUUGAAUACCCAGUUUGAUUAAGUACCUGAUUAAAAGAUCAGUUAUUUAUAUAUUUUCAAAAUUAAACAUUCAAGUUCUGUUAUUUAUUUAUUUAACAUGAAUUCAGAACAUUUUUGAUAUAUCAAUAUUUAUUUAUAACUCUUAAAAUACCGGGUAAUCAGGGGGGACAUACCUAAUGGCAAAGUAGCACCAACAUGCCAUUGAGUUUGUCCCCCUGUUAUUAUGUAAGGCAUUAUGACAUUUUUGAUCACUUGCAUUUUGAUUAUUCAUUGAGUUUUUUCUUAAUUUUAUUUAUCAAGUUCAACUUUUAAUGCAUAAAUGGCAUUGAUUUAUUAUAUUAUGCCUUAAAAGAGUUUUAUAUUUUUCAUACCUUUUCAACAUAGAAAUACUAUACAAGUCCACAAGUAUUGAUCAAGAACUAAAUUAUGAUUGUAUUUUUUUAGCUCAUCUGUCACAAAGUGACAGGGUGAGCUUUUGUGAUCGCUUUUCGUCCGUCGUCCGUCCGUCGUCCGUCCGUCGUCUGACCGUCGUCCGUCCGUUGUCCGUCCGUAAACUUUUACUUUAAAUGACAUCUCCUCAUAAACCACUAAGCCAAUUUCAUCCAAACUUCACAGGAAUGUUCCUGUGGUGGUCACCUUUAAAAAUUGUUCAAAGAAUUUAAUUCCAUGCAGAACUCUGGUUGCCAUGGCAACCGAAAGAAAAAACUUUAAAAAUCUUCUUUUAAAGAACCAUGAGAGCUAGAGCUUAGAUAUUUGGCAUGAAACAUCUUCUAGUGAGUGUCUACCAAGUUUGUUCAAAUAAAAGCCCUGGGGUCAAAAUUGGCCCCGCCCCGGGGGGUCAUUGAUUUUCCCUAUAUGCAUAUAGUAAAAACUUAAUAAAUCUUCUUUUAAAGAACCCAAAGAGCUAGAGCUAAGAUAUUUAGCAUGAAACAUGUUCUAAUGGGUGUCUACCAAGUUUGUUCAAAUAAAAGCCCUGGGGUCAAAAUUGGCCCCGCCCCGGGGGGUCAUUGAUUUUCCCUAUAUGCAUAUAGUAAAAACUUAAAAAAUCUUCUUUUAAAGAACUCAAAGAGCUAUGGCUAAGAUAUUGAGCAUCAAACAUGUUCUAAUAGGUUUCUACCAAGUUUGUUCAAAUAAAAGCUCUGGGGUCAAAAUUGGCCCCGCCCCAGGGGGUCAUUGAUUUUCCCUAUAUGCAUAUAGUCAAAACUUAAAAAAUCUUCUUUUAAAGACCCAAAAGAGUUAGAGCUAAGAUAUUUAGGGGGGUUGGGGGGGGCUAUAUACAGGUGAGCGACCUCAGGGCCAUCAUGGCCCUCUUGUUUAAAUAAGUCUUCUUGCAAGAAACUAUCAUACAAUGCACUUAUUAUUUUAUCACAAGACUUCAUCAUUUAAGAUUAGUAGAUUAAGUAAAAUUAGAACCAAGCUUAUUAACUUAAAAAUCAGUUUUUUAUAAUUUAUGGUUCUUUAAAAUCUAUCAAUUUUAACAGAGUGACUAUUUGUGAUUAUUUGUAUGUCAGCUCUCUUGAAAUCUUUGUCUUAGAAUUUGCCUAUUUAAACAAUGCUUAAAUCUCUUUUGUAAAUUUGAAAAUUGCAUUUAGUGGUUUAUCUCAAUAUUAAACAGCUGUUAAAUUCAUUUUUGUGAUCUGGUUUAUUUUGUAUACAUAUUUUUAUUCAUUACAUCAUCAAAAUAUUUCAUGUCUUCCAAACAAAAGUUUGUUUAAUUUAGUUUGUCAGCUUCUGCAAUUUGCUUUUAAUACUCAAUACUUUUGAUGUGUUAUUUUGUUGGAAUAUUAAUUUGAAUGAUGAUGGCCAUGUACAGAAAAAAUGACUCUUCUGUCAUAAUAUCUCAAUGGAUUCAGUAAAUGACAAUUACUUAUAUUAUAACAAUUAUUUGGGAAAUAUUUUGGAAAGUCUGAGAGACUUUACACAAAGUUUGUAACAUCUUAGGAAUGAGCUUUUGAUGUAGCACUUUAUAUGUUUGUACUCUAUUGGAAAAAAAUACAUUCUCUUAGUUUAAACAAAUUUUUUCUCAGUUUGAUCGUUUUGGAAGGUUAUUGAAACACUCGCGAAUCUGCUCCUUGAACCAUCUAGCACUGAGCAAUGAGUGUAAAGUUUCUUGCUUUUGGAAACAACAGCUUGCCCAUGAUGGGGUUUGAAUCAACACGGCCAACAAUCCUUAGGUUACUAGUCUGACAUGUUCACAAAGCAGUCAUACUACCACUCAAUACAUUCUCUUCUAAAACAAAAUAAUCACAAAAGCAUACCUGCAUGAGGGUUACUUUUUUAGAAUUUUCUGCCAUGCACUUCAUCCACAAGUCACUACAUGUACAGUAUGUCAUUAGGUUAGAGGUUAAUGUCUCUGUCAUAUCAUACUUCUCCUUUAUUUUACUGAUAUUUGUUUAAUUAUGAGUAUUUUAGCAUUCCAGUUGAUGUAUCAUAUGUUGUCAUAAAAGCUACAUAAUUUUUAUGAAAUCACAUUUUAAAUAACUUUUCUUACACUUUAUAAGUAUUAAGUGUUUAUUUAUUAUUAGGAAAUGGUGAUUUUACAUGUGCUUUGUUGUAUAUAAUGAUUUUGUUUCCAUGGAAAAUGGAGACUACUUGUGCAUCCAUUUUGUCGAUAUUUAAUAAACAGAUUUGUAAUGUCUUCAGAUGAAAUGGCUAUCUAGUUAUCUGGUAUCUAAAUACAUAUUGUAUUAUAUUACUUGUUGUUAACUAAAUCAGAUGCAUUUAUUUCAAUGCAUUGUGGUUUAUAUGAAACUACACUUAUGCCAUAAUAUAUGAAUAGAAAGAUAAUUUUUGCCACCUUUAAGUGUUAUUUUAUAAAGACAGUGAAGGCAAUUGCAUUAGACACUAGUCGAUGUUAGAUCGUCCUCUUAGUGAAGUAUCAGGUUAACUCCUUUCAAAUUUAAUAGGAGUUAAUCUAUUGCUGCACCAAGGUGACGAAUUAUGUGUUAUUGUUAAUCAGAGUAUUGUUUAUAUGAAUAAGAAAUAAAAUUAUUUUUUAACACUA